Vicia villosa (hairy vetch) is the source of this 4659-nucleotide messenger RNA. RefSeq lists its product as uncharacterized. Gene Ontology annotation, biological process: telomere maintenance; DNA repair. The record is from RefSeq and is a predicted model, not a curated record. The transcript has 10 exons. Bases 1 to 4659 code for a protein of 1552 amino acids. Gene Ontology annotation, molecular function: DNA helicase activity. Lineage: Eukaryota; Viridiplantae; Streptophyta; Magnoliopsida; Fabales; Fabaceae.
AUGGAGUUUGGUAAUCGAUCUGUGGAUUUUAAUAUGGAUGAUGAGAGUUGUAUAUUUUUACGUCAGAUCAACAAAAUGAAAGCUGCUAAGGCAAGGUUUAAUAGAAUGAAUGUCCUCAGGCAGAAGAAGGCAAAGCGGUUGAAGAGAGCAAACAAAGAGAACGAGUGUUUCUUCUCUCCAUCUUCCGUCCAACAAUCUUCGUCGUUCCGAACACCUUUAUCAACAAUAACUAUGAAUACCAUCAACAUUUCCUCAUCAUAUUCACCUAACCACUUUCAACCAUCUUCUUCAAGUCCCCAACCUUCAAACAGAUUGGGUCUGAAUCUAACAAACAAAGAUAAUGACUUUUUCUUCUCUCCAAUUUCCGUCAAACAAUCUUCCUCCUUCCGAACACCGUUAUCAACCAUAACAAUGAAUACCAUCAACGUUACUGAGUCAUCUUCACCUAACACAUGUCAACCAUCUUCUUCAAGAACUCAACCUUCAACUGUUGGGAUUUUAAAAUCUCGGAGACCCAUCACAUAUCGUACGAACGGGUUGGGUUUGAAUUUGACAAAAAAAUUUAACAGCACCGUCAGUGGUUCAAAUGAUCAUCCUGAGGUUUCUGCAACUCCUGUCCCGGCCACGGACAAUAGCAAUUUAUUUUCGGAUUCUGAUGACAAUAGUACAGAAAGUUUUGAAACGGACUCCGAUAUUGAAUACCCGGAUGAAUGUAAUAACAUCUCUACAGACAUGCAUUCUGCAUCGACUUCUUCAAAUGGAUACUACGAUGUAGGAGACGCUGAUUCUGUAUGUCAACAAUGCGGUGCGCAAAUGUGGUAUCUUGAAAGAAAUGAAAAACAUCGGAAUAGAUCUAUUCCAAAAUUUUCAAUGUGUUGUCGAAAUGGCAAGAUUCAACUUCCAUUUCUCAAGAUGCCACCUAAAUAUCUGCAACAUCUCCUAUUUGACAGUGAUACGGUUCAGUCUCGCAAUUUCCAGCAAAACAUUCGAAUGUAUAACAUGGUGUUUGCAUUCACAUCUCCUGGUACUAAGAUGGAUAACCGUUUUAACAAUGGAGGUGGUCCUCCUACUUUCCGUAUUCAAGGGCAGGCCUGUCAUAGAAUUGGUAGUAUGUUACCCAUGCCGGGACAGACUCCAAAAUUUGCCCAGCUAUAUAUUUACGACACUGAACAUGAAAUACAACACAGGAUUAAUGGGAUGAGAACAAAAACUGGCGUUGACAUUGAUAUUGUUACAAAAUUAUCUCAAAUGUUGUACGAACACAACGUACAUGCUCAGUCUUUCCAAAUGGCAAGAGAUAUUUUGUCUCAACGAAGCGUAACAGAUUUGAAAUUGAGACUUAUUUCAGACAGAAAAACUGAUGGACGUAUUUAUAAUCAGCCAACUGUUUCCGAAGUUGCCGCAUUGAUAGUUGGUGAUGUCGAUACAGCUGAAAAAAGAGAUAUCAUAAUGCACAAACAGUCGGGCGAUCUUCAAAGAAUUGAUGAGUAUCAUAGUUCUUAUCUUGGAUAUCAAUAUCCAUUGCUUUUUCCAUAUGGCGAGGAUGGAUAUAGGCCAAAUGUGAAACAUCGGGAUCACGGUCACGUGGUACGUUCCACCACACCAAACAGUCGUGUUGAAUUGGAAUACGAUGAUGUUUCAUGGGAAGAAGCUACAAAGAGAAACAGGCUAACGAUAAGAGAAUGGAUGGCAUUCCGAAUACAAUCAAGACAGAACGAGGCACCGACACUGUUAAGAGCUCGAAGGCUAUUCCAACAAUUUUUAGUUGAUGGUUAUACAAUGUUGGAAUCGGAGAGACUUAGAUGGCUUCGUAAAAAUCAAUCCAAAUUAAGGGUUGGAAAAUAUCACAAUUUGAAUGAGUUAAAUUCAAACAGUGUGACACAAGGCUCAAGCACCGGAAAAAGAGUUGUUUUACCGUCUUCAUAUGUUGGCAGUCGUAGAUAUAUGGAUCAACUGUAUUUUGACGGAAUGGCAAUUUGCAGCUAUGUUGGUUUUCCUGACCUAUUUAUUACAUUUACAUGUAAUCCAAACUGGCCGGAGAUACAACGUUACGUAAGACAAUCAAACUUGAAGCCGGCCGAUCGUCCAGACAUUAUUUGUCGAGUAUUUAAGAUGAAGUUUGAUGAGUUAUUGUCCGAUCUAACCAAGAAAUCUGUCAUGGGCAAGGUCCUUGCCUAUAUGUAUACCAUUGAAUUUCAAAAGAGGGGUUUGCCACAUGCUCACAUAAUAAUUUUUCUUCAUCCGACCAGCAAGUAUCCAAAUGCAGAGGAUAUUGAUAAAAUAAUUUCAGCCGAAAUACCUGACGAGAAUUCUGAUCACGAGCUCUAUAACUUGGUAAAGUCACAUAUGAUACACGGUCCAUGCGGAAGACUUAACCUAAAUGCUCCGUGUACAAGGGAUGGUAAAUGUUCCAAGUAUUUUCCAAAGGAGUUCCGUCCUCAAACAAUAGUCGAUCAAGAUGGCUUCCCUGUUUAUCGAAGAAGAGACAAUGGUCACACUGUGUUAAAGAAUGGAAUUCGGUUUGAUAACCGUCACGUUGUACCAUACAAUUCAGGAUUAUUAAAGAAGUUUCGAGGUCACAUAAAUAUGGAGUGGUGCAAUCAAAGUUCUUCGAUAAAGUAUCUGUUUAAAUACAUCAACAAAGGUUACGACAGAAUCACUGCUGCCGUUAUUAGGAAUGAUGAGGUGAGCCAAAAUGCCCAAAAAAAUGUUGACGAGAUUAAACAAUAUCUUGAUUGCAGAUAUGUUUCUCCUUGCGAAGCAUGUUGGAGAAUAUUCUCUUUUCCCAUACAUGGAAGAAAACCCGCGGUUGAGAGGUUAUUUUUUCACUGCGAAGGAGAGAAUUCUGUGUUUUACAGAGACAUGGAUCGCUUAGAUACCGUGUUGGAAAAGCCAAGUGUCACAGAAUCAAUGUUUACUGCUUGGUUUGAGGCAAACAAAAAAUAUCCUGAAGCCAAGGAGUUAACAUACAGCAAGUUUAAUUUGUUGGAAAGUCCACAUAGUUACGAAGACAUAAAAAUAGUUAACAACAAGAGAUGUAAUUCUUUCCGCGAUGCUUGCUUUGCUAUGGGAUUUAUUGGCGACGAUAGGGAGUACAUCGCUGCCAUUGAAGAGGCAAGUCAUUGGGGAUCUGGGCAUUAUUUGAGGUUACUUUUUGUUCAUAUGCUACUAUCAAGCAGCUUGAAUAGACCAACACAUGUUUGGAAAAAACAUGAGAUGAUUUUGUCAAAUGAAGAAUUGGUCAAUUUGACAUUGGUAGAAGUUGAAAAAUUACUUCAAAAGAACAGGAAGAGUUUAUCCGAUUUUGUGGGAAUGCCACAGCCAAAUGGAUAUGUUGUUCAGCAAUUAGGCAACAGGUUGAUUUAUGAUGAACGUAACUACGACAUCAUAGAACAACGUCAAGAAUACAAUACAUUAUAUCAACAUCUCACAGAUGAACAAAGAACUGUUUUUAAAACUAUUAUCGGCGCUGUCAAUAACGAAAGAGGAGGUGUCUUUUUUCUGUACGGCUAUGGCGGCACGGGAAAGACGUACAUUUGGAGGACAUUGGCGUCUUGCAUUCGUUCGAGAAAACAGAUUUGCUUGACUGUUGCUUCAUCUGGUAUAGCUUCUCUCUUGCUACCAGGAGGUAGAACAGCACAUUCAAUGUUCAAAAUUCCAAUCCCAACAUUGGAGGAAUCCAUAUGUGACAUCCCAAAGAAUACUGAACGAGCCGAGUUGCUUCGGUCAGCCAAGUUAAUUAUCUGGGACGAAGCUCCAAUGGCUAACAAGUACUGUUUUGAAGCACUGGAUAAAACCCUUAAGGACCUUAUGUCAGACACAAAGCCUUCCAAGUCUAUAUUUGGUGAUGUUGGAGAUGGAAAACUGGCUGAACCGAAUGAUGGAUAUGCAGAUAUUGACAUACCAAAGGACAUGUUGAUAUCCAAUUUUGAUGAACCGAUAAAGGCAAUUAUAGAUUCGACCUAUCCUGACUUUCUGCAGAAUUACAAAGAUCCCCAAUACCUUCAAUGUAGAGCAAUAUUGGCUGGAACUUUAGAGACAGUUGAUGUCGUAAAUCGUUAUGCGCUAGAUAUGAUUCCAGGAGAUGAAAAGAUUUAUUUGAGCUCCGACUCAGUUGAUCAAAUGGACGCUGAUGCUUCCGAUUCUUUUGAUGCUUUGACAACGGAAUUUUUGAACACCCUGACGGCAUCCGGUCUUCCACAACACAGCAUUAGACUUAAAGUUGGCACCCCUAUAAUGCUCCUGAGAAACAUCGAUCAAUCUGAAGGGUUGUGCAACGGUACAAGACUCAUUGUUACAAAAUUGGCCGACCAUGUUAUAGAGGCAAGGAUUAUCUCCGGUAAAAAUAUAGGAAGUUCAUUUUAUCUUCCAAGAAUGGAUAUCUCUCCAACACAAUCACCCUGGCCUUUUAAAUUAACAAGAAGGCAAUUUCCAAUCAUUGUGUCCUACGCAAUGACGAUUAACAAGUCGCAAGGUCAGUCGUUAGACUAUGUUGGGUUGUAUCUGCCAAGGAAUGUCUUCAGCCACGGUCAGUUGUACGUUGCAAUAUCAAGAGUGAAAAGCAAAAACGGUCUCAAGAUACUAAUCCACAACAAAGACAAUGAAGCGGCAGACACUACCACCAACGUGGUAUUCAAAGAAGUAUUUGAAAAUGUCUAA